AUGAACGCAACGUGGCUGCAGCAAGUGACACCGGCAGACGAGUCGAAGCACGAAACCAUGCCAACGCUGGAGCUCACUGCAAGUAGACACCGACUGGCAACCAUCAUGAAUACGGAUGAAGUUGCGGCUGCUGCAGUACUGAUGGGACAAGCUACAGCAGCCAGCAAGAGCUCGCUUGCCUUCAUCUUGGAUGGCAAUAUGGACGAGGACCAGGCCCAUUCGACUGGCGCCAGCUUUGCUGAUCUCAAGGUUGAUUCAAGUGUUUCUGCAACGGAGAACAGGUCUGUAAACGUGCCAACUUUUGCAGGAGCAAAAGGUGCUGUAAAAAAAUCGCGUAUCUGUAAGUUUGACAAUUGCACGCGUUACGUGGUCAACCGUGGGCUUUGUAUUGGUCACGGCGGUGGCAAGCGAUGCGCUGUCGUUGGGUGCACGAGUAGUGCUAAAAAUUUGGGUGUGUGUUGGAAACACGGUGGUUCCACCAAGUGCACAAUGACUGGAUGCGAAAAUCGUGCCAAGUCUCGUGGCGUUUGCUGGUCACAUGGUGGAGGCCGCAAAUGCAGUGACGAAAACUGCACCAAGACGGCAGUCUCUCACGGUCUUUGUUGGGCUCACGGAGGAGGCAAACGAUGUGUUGUAGAAGGCUGCCGUAAGCCUGCGUACGAGCGCAAUGGCAACGUUUGCUCCCUGCAUCAAGCUACUAAAGCUAGUGCUUUGCGACAGUCAGAAGAGCGAUGA
This is a messenger RNA of Peronospora belbahrii, 735 nucleotides long. The record is from the annotation of a GenBank genome assembly. Lineage: Eukaryota; Oomycota; Peronosporomycetes; Peronosporales; Peronosporaceae.